AUGGCGUACUAUUGUAAUAAAAAUGACGCUGCCAAUCGGCAUGUGUCUAUUAUCGAACAGAUGGCGCCAGGGGUAUUAACAAUGGGGGACUAUUGGAAUAAAAAUGGAGAUGGAGAUCACUGUGACGCUAUCCUUCUCGCACUUAUUAUCAAUAAAGACAUCAAAAUGUCUUGCAUUGCGUCAACAAGUUUUGCCACCCCAGGAUCCUCAAAUUUAGGUCUUAUUGGCGCCAACGAUCCCAUCAAUGAUUUCAUACCUGAUCCAUCGACAGUGCAUCCUCCUUCUCCAAUUGGCACAGGCAGACCUCCUACGGGAUCACGUACAGAGGUUCGUCCUCCUUCUCCAAUUGGUUCAGGCAGACCUUCCAUAGGAUCGCGUUUAGAGGUUCAGCCUCCUUCCCCAAUUGGUUCAGGUCGACGUUCUAUAGGACCACGUUCAGAGGCUCUUACCUAUUCUGCGGUCGCUUCAGGUUGUUUCAUGGAUUCACCUCUUGAGGCCCUAUUUCACAAUGUUGUUACUUUAAGUAGUCGUUCUAUGGAAUCAUCUUUAGAGGUCAGUAGAAGUCCACAUUCUAUGGGAUAUUCAUGUAAUAAACAUGGUCAACCUCAUAGCUUAUUUUGUCGCACGUGCCAUAUUCCAGCAUGCACUGAAUGUAUUACGGAAGAGCAUAAUGGUCAUCAGUUCAUGUAUAUCCAGGACGCUAUUCAUUCAGCCAGAGAGACGAAUCACAAACUUCAUGUUGAAGCUCGUCAAACUAUUGGUAUCAUUAAAAACGCAAUAGAAAACAUUAAACGUGUUUAUGAAAAUGUUGAACAAAGAUCCAUUACAGCUGUUACAGAGACUAAAAAACUGAUAAGAAGAAUUGGAGCUUCUGUGUUGGGAUUAGGUAUAAUUUUGCCUGUUUAUUAUUGGGGAGGAAGGGAAAAGUUGGUGUUUCACCAAACAGCUACUGUGAGUUACAUGAACGCUUUAAACAACAGAGAAGCUGAGCUUUUACAAAACAUAGACAAAACUCGACAAAUUAAAGGCAGACUACUCACGUCUCAAUUAGAGAAUCUCAGCCAUGUCUUGACAGAGCUUAUGCGAAUCUCCAAUUUAUUAACUGAAUCGUCAAAAAUUAAUAAUACAAUCGAUUUAUUAAAAGUGAAUGAUACAGCUACCAAUGAAAUGAGACAGUUGAGAGCAGUACGGCCAGAAUUAACACCUUGCGAAGAUGAUGAUGUACUAUUUCUUCCUCCUGACAAUACUGUAUUUCGUUUAUUAUCCACAAUAGGUGGUAUCGGAAUAAAUAAUUCCUCCAGAAUAUUAAAUAAUGGUGCUAAUACCCAGAAUAAGGUAUUUUUAACAAUUCCUAGAAGAGUAACAGAAGUUCAGCCCAUGAGUCAAACUAUCUAUGGUGCUAACCACAUUGCCGUUGAACAUAAUCCGGUUCCAUCUCUAGUAUUCGGUUCCGAGGGAAAGGAAGAUGGUGAAUUAUGUAGACCAUGGGGUGUCUGUUGCGAUUUUAUGGGACAUAUAGUUGUUACUGAUAGAAGUAAUAAUAGAAUACAAGUUUUCAGCCCUAAGGGAAUUUUUCUUUAUAAAUUUGGAAGGCAAGGUACGGGCCCAGGGGAAUUUGAUAGGCCCGCUGGUAUUACUAUCAAUCCCAGAGGCCAUAUUGUUGUAGCUGAUAAAGAUAAUCAUCGUAUACAGGUAUUUAAAAUGGAUGGUACGUUUGUUUCGAUGUUUGGUGAAAAGGGUGUUGAACAUGGACAGUUUAAUUACCCUUGGGAUGUCGCUUGUAACAAACAAGGACACAUUGUUGUGUCAGAUACUAGGAAUCAUCGCAUACAGAUAUUCGAUAGUAAUGGUAGAUUUUUGAGAAAAUAUGGCUAUGAAGUUAAUACAUAUAGGUGGAAAAUUUUUGACACUCCAAGAGGUGUUUGCUUUGCUCCAAAUGGUAAUAUUAUUGUAACAGAUUUCAACAAUCAUAAAUUGAUAGUAAUCAAUGAAAGAACAAAUGAAGUACAAUAUGUUGGAAAGGAAGGAUCAGGUUAUGAACAAUUUCUAAGGCCCCAAGGUAUAGUAUGUGAUGAUAAUGGGAAAAUAAUAGUAGCAGAUUCGCGAAAUAACAGGAUACAAGUACUUGAUCUUAGUGGAAACUUUUGCUGGGCAGUUGGAAGCUUUGGAACAGGUGCAGGACAAUUGGAUAGACCUAGUGGCAUCUGUUUGAACCCCGAUGGUCGCAUCACAGUUGUAGAUUUUGCAAAUAGUCGUGUACAAAUGUUUUAG
Messenger RNA from Diorhabda sublineata, 2271 nucleotides. Its product is annotated as E3 ubiquitin-protein ligase TRIM71. The coding region runs from base 1 to 2271 and encodes 756 amino acids. Lineage: Eukaryota; Metazoa; Arthropoda; Insecta; Coleoptera; Chrysomelidae. Gene Ontology annotation, molecular function: ubiquitin protein ligase activity; zinc ion binding; protein binding. The transcript has 10 exons. Gene Ontology annotation, biological process: proteasome-mediated ubiquitin-dependent protein catabolic process; protein polyubiquitination. The record is from RefSeq and is a predicted model, not a curated record.